Saccharomyces mikatae IFO 1815 is the source of this 1344-nucleotide messenger RNA. RefSeq names its product ESCRT-0 subunit protein HSE1 (gene HSE1). Gene Ontology annotation, molecular function: phosphatidylinositol binding; ubiquitin binding. Bases 1 to 1344 code for a protein of 447 amino acids. The record is from RefSeq and is a predicted model, not a curated record. Lineage: Eukaryota; Fungi; Ascomycota; Saccharomycetes; Saccharomycetales; Saccharomycetaceae. Gene Ontology annotation, cellular component: ESCRT-0 complex. Gene Ontology annotation, biological process: protein transport to vacuole involved in ubiquitin-dependent protein catabolic process via the multivesicular body sorting pathway. The transcript has a single exon.
AUGCCAACAUCUGCAAUAGCAAUAAGAAAUGCCGUGUUAAGGGCGACAGAUCCUAAGUUGCGAAGUGACAACUGGCAGUACAUUUUAGAUGUGUGCGAUUUGGUAAAGGAAGACCCCGAAGAUAAUGGGCAAGAGGUAAUGGUCCUCAUAGAGAAGAGGUUGGAACAACAAGAUGCUAAUGUGAUAUUAAGAGCGCUCUCUUUAACUGUAUCUUUGGCAGAAAACUGUGGUUCUCGUUUAAGACAGGAAAUCAGUUCAAAACAUUUCACAUCAUUGCUAUAUGGCCUUAUCGAUAAUGAUUCAGUGCAUAUUACUCUAAAGAAGGCAGUCGCUGAUGUUGUCAGGCAGCUUUCUGACUCAUUUAAGGAUGACCCAUCAUUGCGCGCCAUGGGAGAUAUGUAUGGCAAAAUUAAGAGAAAAGCACCAUACUUGGUAGAACAACCUAACGUACCGGACAAGCAUAAUAUGAGCAGUCAUGCUGACAAUUCGGAUGAUGAGGAAUUACAAAAGGCACUAAAAAUGUCCCUGUUCGAAUAUGAGAAGCAAAAAAAACUACAAGAAAAGGAAAAAGAAGGUUUUGAAGUUCUUCCACAGCAACGAAAUCAGCCUUCUGCUCAUACAACAUCGAGGCAAACAGUCGUGAAAAAAGUGCGAGCCCUGUAUGAUUUGGCUACAAAUGAAUCUGAAGAGCUAUCUUUUAGAAAGGGUGAUGUCAUCAUAGUACUGGAACAAGUAUAUAGAGACUGGUGGAAGGGAGCACUUCGAGGAAAAAUGGGUAUAUUCCCAUUAAAUUAUGUAACACCGAUCAGCGAGCCAUCGAAAGAGGAAAUUGAAAAGGAAAGGACUAAAGAAGCAAUGGUAUUUACUCAAAAAGCCACUGUAGACCAACUUCAUAAAUCCCUAAGUGCCGCAUCGAAAACAGGAAAUUCAAAUGAAGUUUUGCAAGACCCCCGUAUUGGCGAUAUGUACGGUUCUGUGACGCCCUUAAGACCACAAGUUACAAGAAUGCUGGGUAAAUAUGCUAAGGAAAAAGAAGACAUGAUAUCUUUGCGUCAAGUCCUAGCAAACGCGGAACACACUUAUAAUCAACUAAUGGAUCGUGCAGCUAAUGAUCACAUUGCACCUCCAGUCCCAGUUCCCACCCUUUAUACGGGAAUACCUAGUGCUGAUACUACUCCAUUAAUACCACCUCAGAGACAAAGUUUCCAAAACCGGGACUAUGCAUCUUAUCCUUCUACUCAACCAAUCGGAAAUUCUGCAAAUAGUAGAACGAAUAAUCCUCAGUAUGGUUAUGAUGUCGGAUACUCAGUUGUUAGUCAACCACCACCCGGUUAUGAGCAAUAG